UCUUUGUCUGAUACAAGUACGUCUGGAGGGUCGUAAUACACCCAUAGACGUUGGUUAUACCCAAGGAACUUCUGUUCAAGCUGUGCUUGAAAGGGCAUGCAAAACUUUAGGAAUAUAUGAUUCUUGGAAUUAUGCCUUAUAUAGCGAACUUUUCAAGACAUGGCUAUAUGAUUCACAUUUACUAUCAUCUUAUCCUGAAGAGGAUACUUUAAUAGUUCGUAAAAAAACAUCUGAAUACCUUGAACUCGUGUUUAAUGAAGAAAAUCCAAAAAAGCGAAAUUUACCAACAACGUUGAAUCCGAAUUUAGCAGCACAAGCAAAACGAAAGGGAGUCUUUGGCGGUACUAAAAGCGUUAAAACAUCAUUGAAGACACGUGUUCAAGCAGAAACAAUUUACUUGACCACAAUAUUGUUCACUAGUGAUAAUAAAAUAUUAAUAACUUCUGGUAGUAGUAAAAUGUUUCCUACUAUUGAAGUUAUACGUGACGAAAAAAUUUUUGGUAAUUUUGAGGAUGAUAGUGAAGAAUUUGCUCAUGUGAUAAGAUCUUCAUUAGAUUGGUCAACUUCAAAGGAGGUUUAUAAUGACUCAUCAAGUGAUUCGGAUUCAUUUCACUCUUUGCAUUCAAAUUCGAGUACGUGUGAUUUGCCUGAAGGGUCAAAUACUAUGUCAUUUAGUCAAUACAUAAAUGAUGAAACAAUAUGGACAAAUGCGUUUGGUCAUGCUGCCCUGAAACUAAAGAGCGAGUUGUCUCUUGAUUCAUUGGGCAUUAUAUAUGAACAUGUUGUAACCAUGCAUUCAUCAAAGUCAAAAUUCAUAGUUGCUCUUCAAUAUGUUCCAAGCUGUAUAAAGGAAGAAAUCGCUCACGAUCUUGUAAAAGCUGGUACACUAAAAUGGAAAAAUUUUGAUGAAAUAAAUAAUAUUUAUCAUAAAGAUUCUCAUCCGAUAUGGUCAACUUUCGUUGAAAAAUGGUGUUCUAGGCAAACUAAAUUGUCCCCUGGUCUUUAUCUAGGUGUUUUAUAUGCUGAAAGUACAUUACAAAGUAUCAAAAUUUUAGUACCAAAAGAUCGAAAACAAUUUAUUCCUUUAGGGAAAAUUCGAGAUGAAGCAAUGAUUACUGCUGAGGAAACAAGUUGG
Molecule: messenger RNA, 1135 nt
Organism: Racocetra persica
Lineage: Eukaryota; Fungi; Glomeromycota; Glomeromycetes; Diversisporales; Gigasporaceae
Source: the annotation of a GenBank genome assembly